This is a messenger RNA of Drosophila willistoni, 2679 nucleotides long. RefSeq names its product sodium-independent sulfate anion transporter (gene Esp). Gene Ontology annotation, molecular function: sulfate transmembrane transporter activity. Gene Ontology annotation, biological process: transmembrane transport. The coding region runs from base 271 to 2241 and encodes 656 amino acids. Gene Ontology annotation, cellular component: membrane. The transcript is spliced from 6 exons. The record is from RefSeq and is a predicted model, not a curated record. NCBI's taxonomy places the organism in Eukaryota, Metazoa, Arthropoda, Insecta, Diptera, Drosophilidae.
AAAUAAUUAUUAGAACGUACCGAUCGCGCGUCGCGUACCUUGUGCGAUUUUAAACAAAAAGAAAUAAAAAACACUCACACAAUACACGGAAUCAUCACGUUUCCGGUGGCCAAAGCGUUGGGGCAACAAUAGAAACAGCAAACACAAACCCAAAUCCCCAAAGCACCUAACCUACAGAUCGAUUUAUUCUAGAUACAUACCUUUAGAUAUAUUCUGUAAUUGGUGCGGCUUAUACUAAAAGGGUGCUUUCACCCACCCACAACGAACAAAAUGAAGUCGAAUCCGGCUUCAAAUCAUGUGUACUUCAACGACGGCUUCAAAUGCUCGACAAUUAGCAUUAAUGCAAAUCUGGCGGAAGUCAAUGAUAGCACCACCAAUAGCGUUGGCUCCCAGGGAUCCAAGGAGUUUAUCUUAACCGAAGAUGGCAAGAAAGUGAAACCUUCAAUGAGCACUGGAGAAUGCACUAGAAAUUGGCUAAAAGAGUGCAGUCGACGCACUUUCAAUCGGAAAACUCUGCACAAAAGGCUGCCCAUAGUCCAAUGGCUGCCACGUUACAAUAGUGAGGAUGCAGUGGGAGACUUGGUGGCUGGAAUAACAGUGGGUCUAACAGUUAUACCACAAGCUUUGGCCUAUGCUGGCAUUGCCGGGCUUCCAGUUGCCUAUGGUCUCUAUGCCUCAUUUUUGGGCUGCUUUGUCUACAUAUUUCUGGGCAGUUGCAAGGAUGUACCCAUGGGUCCAUCAGCCAUUGUGGCUCUCUUGACUUAUCAGGCUGCGCAGGGAUCGUGGCAGAAAUCGGUUUUACUCUGCCUACUUUGUGGCAUAGUCGAACUACUGAUGGGCCUUUUUGGUCUAGGUUUCCUAAUAGACUUUGUCUCUGGGCCCGUCUCAUCGGGCUUUACAUCGGCAGUCUCCCUCAUUAUAUUGACUUCACAGAUUCAAAGCGUUCUGGGUAUCACAGCCAAGGGCAACACGUUCGUAGAGAUCUGGACACAGGUUUUUCAGAACAUCAAACACACUCAAGCUGGCGACACAGUACUUGGACUUACAUGCAUUGUGGUCUUGCUUCUGAUGCGUUCGCUCUCCUCCUGCCGCAUUGGACCCAAAGAGGAAGCAGAAUGGUCGCCCUUCCAGAGGGUAGUAAACAAAAUCCUCUGGAUUGUAGGAACAGCCAGAAAUGCCAUUCUGGUUGUUGUGUGUUGCUUGAUGAGCUAUUUGCUACACAGUGAAGAACAUGGAACGCCUUUCCGUGUGGUUGGUGAUAUUCCUCCUGGAUUACCAAGCAUAAAGUUGCCCCCCACAUCGCUGAGUGCUAAUGAGACGAGCAAUGGAGUGGCUCAAGGAUUUGUUGAGAUGGUCCACAGCAUGGGUUCGGGCCUUAUUGUGGUGCCUCUGAUAUCACUGAUGGAGAAUAUAGCCAUUUGCAAAGCUUUCGCUAAUGGCAAGCCAGUGGAUGCCUCACAGGAACUAAUUGCCAUUGGUACGGCUAAUAUCUUUAAUUCCUUUGUCCAGGGAUUCCCGGGCACCGGUGCUCUUAGUCGCGGAGCUGUCAAUAAUGCGAGUGGGGUUCGCACCCCGCUUAGUAACAUCUAUUCCGGAGCUUUGGUUAUGAUCGCUUUAGUGUUUCUCACUCCGUACUUUUACUUCAUACCCAGACCAACUCUGGCGGCCAUUAUCAUCUCAGCGGUGGUGUUCAUGGUCGAAGUCAGGGUGGUCAAGCCAAUGUGGAGAUCGAAAAAGAGUGAUCUAGUGCCCGGCGUUGGCACCUUUGUGGCCUGUCUUGUUUUGCCUCUGGAAUGGGGUAUUCUAAUUGGUGUGGCUCUCAAUGUCAUCUUUAUACUGUAUCAUGCGGCUAGACCCAAACUCACAACGGAGCUGCUGAUCACCAGUCACAUGGGCAUAGAGUAUAUGAUGAUUACACCCGAUCGUUGUCUAAUAUUUCCCUCGGUGGACUAUGUGAGAAAUCUGGUAAACAAACAGUCCAUGCGACAAAAUGUUCCAGUUGUGAUUGAUGCCUCACAUGUGUAUGGAGCCGAUUUUACCACAGCCACCGUCAUCGAUUCCCUGAUCAGUGACUUUAAUCAACGUGGCCAAUUGCUCUUCUUCUACAAUCUGAAACCCAGCAUUUGCGCAAUCUUUGAGCAGGUGUCGGCUGCCCAGUUUGUUGUCUACUACCAGGAGGAGCAAUUGGACGAAUUGCUCAAGGAACGGCAGUAUGGCCAAAAGCGCUUGGAGACGGCAUGAGAAGGCAUUAAUUAUGCCAUGUUAAACGUGAUACAACCACAAAUUUAGUUAAUUAUUUAUAAAUUAGUAUAGACAGACGUUUUUUGUACAGUAUUAGCUUGAGCACAAAAGACACACCUAUUAGUCCUAAGAAAGCAAAACAAGAACUAAUUAAGUGUACAUACAAAUUAUAUUGAGGCGUUCGUGCCAAAGUUUCGAAUCUUGAAUGAAAGUCGACUGAUAUUUGAGUUUCCAACGAUAAUAAUAUAUAAGUAAGUCUAUCUUCCACCAACAAUAUCAUUGAGCAAUGCAAUCGUUCCUAUGGAAGCAGAAUGAUAGUUCAUACACUAAUCAUUGGCAUCUUUUUAACAUUAUUUACAAAGUCUAGAAAUAUCUGUUUAAUUAUAAAUAAAAUCCACUUGAGGCUAACUUAUGUGCGCCGAAUGGUAAUUAAUUGUA